Messenger RNA from Fusarium proliferatum ET1, 711 nucleotides. RefSeq names its product putative DNA-directed RNA polymerase chain RPB5. Lineage: Eukaryota; Fungi; Ascomycota; Sordariomycetes; Hypocreales; Nectriaceae. Gene Ontology annotation, cellular component: RNA polymerase III complex; RNA polymerase II, core complex; RNA polymerase I complex. Gene Ontology annotation, biological process: DNA-templated transcription. The coding region runs from base 1 to 711 and encodes 236 amino acids. Gene Ontology annotation, molecular function: DNA binding; DNA-directed RNA polymerase activity. The record is from RefSeq and is a predicted model, not a curated record. The transcript has 3 exons.
AUGGAUAUUGAUCACGUUCCCACCGACGCCAGAUCCAAGGAGGUUGUUCGUCUUUGGCGAGCAUGGAGGACCAUCCAUGAGAUGGUCGCGGACCGAGAAUACGAGCUUGCUGAAGAGGAAGUCAAGAUCUCUCUCGACCGCUUCCGCGACGAAUACUGCAACCCCGACGGCUCCAUCAACCGCGCCAAGCUUCAAUUCUCGGCGCGUCCCAGCGAGAACAUGAUCCGCAAAAACACACCUCCCGUGACAGCAGCCAACCCCAACCCCAACCCCGGCGCCGACUGUGGUCCUGUCUGGGUUGAGUUCCUCGCCGAUAAGACCUUCGGCGUCAACCAGAUCCGACAAUUUGCCAAAUAUGUGAUCACGAACAACUACAAGACUGGCAUCAUGGUAACACACGUUCCUCUCUCACCCGCCGCCCGCAAGACUCUCCAGAGUGUCGAGUCCGUCGCUAAGAUCGAGUGCUUCCUCGAGGAUGAUCUUCUUGUCAACAUUACCCACCACGAGCUUGUUCCCAAGCACGUCUUGCUUUCUCGCGAGGAGAAGCUCGCUCUUCUCAAGCGCUAUCGCCUCAAGGAGACCCAACUACCACGUAUUUUACAAAAGGACCCUGUUGCUCGUUACUUGGGUUUGAAGCGGGGCCAAGUCGUCAAGAUUAUCCGAAACAGUGAAACUGCUGGUCGUUAUGCCAGUUAUAGAUUGUGUGUAUAG